AUGGACUGCAACUUUGAACUGCCUUCGCUGAGGGCCACUUUGAGACUAGGCGCCCCAACCAAGUCUAGGCUGAGCUCUACUCAGUUCUACGAUGUAGACUUCUAUCCCUAUACCGCUCCCGGCCACGACCCUGUUUUCGCCGUGUGCGGAGGUCCAUUUACCAUCAUAUGUCGGUGUAAACUCGACAGCAACGGAACCGUCGAGAUCCUGCGGUGGUUUGAAGAUGACGAGGCCACUACAGAACACGGCACCUCCGACGAUAAGGUCAACUACAACAGCAUCGUAUGGUCUCAGGCUGAAAAUGGCGACCCGCUCGUCUGCGUCACGGGAGACUCUCGCAUCAAGGUCUUGAAUGUCCAGACCGGGAAGCUCACAGCGACCCUGAUAGGCCAUGGCGAUUCUGUCAAUGAUCUCGCCAUAUCGCCGAUAGACCCGACCAUUCUCGCCUCCGUGAGCAUUGACCAUAGUCUCCGAAUAUGGAGCCUACACCCCGAGCACGAAAAGCAACCCCUCGGCGCCAUCUGUUACGGGCAAGGCCAUAAGGACCAGGCAUACCACCCGAAAGGUCGGUACAUCCUCACAGCGGGUAUGGAUACCAGGAUCAAUUUGUGGGCAGUACCCGAAGACCUCAAGGAACACGCUGGCACCGACAAGCCGGCCAUAGUGCACUAUCCGCACUUUUCCACCACCGAGAUACACACUGACUUCAUCGACUGUGUCCAAUGGUAUGGUGACUUGAUCCUCAGUCAUGCAUGUCGCGAGAACAAGAUUAUACUUUGGGGUAUCGAUCGAUUCAAUUCCAAUCGGUCUACGCCUCCUCCGCCAGUCCCCACAUCAAGCGCGGUCCACAGUAGAACCCCUGUUACCAUUCCAGCGAACUCGACCUCAAACACACGGUCGGCAUGGGGCGGACGCUUUCAGAGACUUCUGCAAUUCGAGUUGCCGCACACGAACCAGUUCUACAUUCGCUUCUCCAUCUUUCACGAGCUUGGCCGCCAUCCGAUUUUGGUCGCGGGCAACGAGAGAAGCAAGACCUUCUUUUGGGACUUACAGCGCCUUGAGAAAUCAGGGACCGGAGAAGAUGACUCUCUGAAUUCGAAAGGCUUACCGCUCAGCCUGCCUAGGCAUGUGCGCGAAGGAAGCUCGGCGUCUACUGCCUCAUCCGCCAUCAGUGCAGGCUCGGGCAACACUAAGACCAAACAAAAGCGGCAAAAUGAGCAGUCUCACGAUCGAGGCAUAUCCGACCCCUUUCGCUCGAUCAAAGCACACAAGAUUGUCGAGACUCCAAAGUAUAAAGCCUUCGCGUUCCGUCACUUUGCCUGGAGCCGUGAUGGUCAAUGGUGCGUCGGCGCCGGUGACUGUGGGACCAUCAAUGUGUUUAGUCGUUGGACUUCCCUUCCUCCAAUCGAUACAGACAGGGAAAUACCUACACAUGCGGAUGACGGCCCACAGAUCAGUCAGUCCAACCGCACACCAACAUCAGCCGCGCGCACGGCCGAUGUUUGACUCGGCACGAGCGUUAACUGACGUAGUAUGAGCAGACAAAGACAAGAUCACCGACUCGCUGGACGGCCUCUGUGAGGCAUAUGCGCUCCGGCAACAGAUGGCGGCAGAUCAAGGGGAACCUUUUGACGAAGACCUGAGACCUCUUCUCGAUGAAUAUGUGUCCAGCUUGCCAAGUCACGAGAGAGAUUUCGCACGUUCAGUAUGCGAGCGGUGAUCCAGAUUGGGAAGUAAACAGCUCCAUACGUGUAAACACAUGUGAACGCGGCCUCAUUGUACCACCCACAAAUGUUCGAACGCGACCGUAAAACUUUCUUGUCAACAUGGUCUCAGUUAUUGUGACUCAUGACAUCGGCAGCAUACGCAGAUGUGACGAUUGGUCUAUUGUCAUUGAGAUACAAUAGCCAACCCACAUCACCAAAUGUGGGUUUCGAGGGUGACAACA
Messenger RNA from Alternaria rosae, 1948 nucleotides. Its product is annotated as WD40-repeat-containing domain protein. Lineage: Eukaryota; Fungi; Ascomycota; Dothideomycetes; Pleosporales; Pleosporaceae. The record is from RefSeq and is a predicted model, not a curated record. Gene Ontology annotation, cellular component: ESC/E(Z) complex. The transcript is spliced from 10 exons. Gene Ontology annotation, molecular function: protein binding; nucleosome binding. The coding region runs from base 1 to 1506 and encodes 501 amino acids. Gene Ontology annotation, biological process: negative regulation of transcription by RNA polymerase II.